Messenger RNA from Pogona vitticeps (central bearded dragon), 8905 nucleotides. RefSeq names its product thyroid hormone receptor interactor 11 (gene TRIP11). NCBI's taxonomy places the organism in Eukaryota, Metazoa, Chordata, Lepidosauria, Squamata, Agamidae. Gene Ontology annotation, cellular component: Golgi apparatus. Gene Ontology annotation, molecular function: small GTPase binding. The record is from RefSeq and is a predicted model, not a curated record. Gene Ontology annotation, biological process: endoplasmic reticulum to Golgi vesicle-mediated transport; Golgi organization.
UUCCCUGGGACACGUCCCUGAGGACCUGUAUAGACGCUCUGCAGUUCUAGCUCUAUGGUGGUUCAAGAGGUGUCAUGGCGGAGGUUGAGGUGGCAGCCCGACUCAAAAGCCCCUUCCGCUGAUUGAAGAGCCCGGCAGAGUCAAUGCGCAGCGGGCUGAGGCCGGGCUGUUCCUCCGAGGGCUGACCAGCAGCCGGUAUCUUUCCUCCGGGCUGCUCAGCGGAGGAAGACACCGAGGGAAGAGCCCGGAGACCGCUCUUGGUGCCGUCCCCGUCCAGUUUCUGUCCGUCCUGAGGGUCCGGCGGGCCCUGUGGAGUGAGGGGCCGCAAGGAUGGCGUCCUGGCUGGGGGGCCUGGGCUCAGGGCUCGGCCAGUCCUUGGUGGGCCAGGUGGGCGGCAGCCUCUCGACCCUGACCGGACAGAUAUCUAGCUUCACGAAGGACAUGCUGUUGGAAAGCACGGAGGAGGCGGGAGAUGGUGCAGCAGGAUUUCCUAUAUCCAACACUGGUUUACGGGAUGUAGAAAAUAUUCUUGCAACACUGAGAUCUGAGAAUGAGAGGCUGAAGAAGGUUUGUAAUGAUCUGGAGGAAAAGCAUGAAGCAGCAGAACUUCAAAUAAAGCAACAAUCCAUAGAAUACCGCAAUCAGCUACAACAGAAAGAGGUGGAAAUCAGUCAUCUUAAAGCUAGGCAGAAUACACUACAAGAGCAACUACAGAAGGUUCAGUCAGCUGCUAAGUCAUCACAGUUAGGACCUGCUGUCUCUUCAUCAACUAGGACAUCAGCUUCUUUUGUCCCUAUGGUUAGAAAUAGUCCUGCUGGUUUUCAGAGUGAUGACAUGGAUUUUGGAGAUGUCAUCUGGUCCCAGCAAGAAAUAAACAGACUGUCCAAUGAAGUUUCUCGGCUUGAGUCUGAAGUUGACCAUUGGAAGCAAAUUGCACAGUUUUCCAGAUUAGAAGGAGCAAAUUACACAGAUCAGAAUGAAAUCUGCAAGCUUCAAAAUAUUAUAAAGGAGCUGAAACAGAACUUGAGUCAAGAAAUAGAUGAACACCAGCAUGAGCUUUCAGUAUUACAGGAUGCACAUCGUCAAAAAUUAGCAGACAUAAGUCGACGUCAUAGAGAAGAACUGGAUGAAUACGAGACACGAAUAGAAGAACUUGAGGAGCAAGUGCAGAAAGCUGGUGGGAUUGUUGACAGUUCUAAUGAACACGACCUACAGAAAAGUGGAUCUGACUCUGCGGCAUCUCUUUUGAAGAACUUGCAGGAUGAAGUGAAAAGUUUAAGUCAAGAGUUAUCCUCAGCAGCUGAAGAAAAACAUUGUCUCAUGAAAGAACUUGAAUUGAUGAAGAAGGGGAAGACUCAACUAGAACAGGAAUGUGAAAGACUAAAAACUGAAUUCAGUACACUUCAAACAUCUAUUCUUGAAGAACAGGCUGAUCUGAAUUUACAGCAGAUGAUUGCUAAGAAUUCAGUUGAGUCACUUCAGACAGAAGUGCUCCGACUACAGCAAUCGCUACUUGAUGCAGAGAAUGAAAUUACAAGACUGAAAAGAUUAGAUCAGGAAGGAUUUCAGAAGGAAGCAGCAACUUUACAGUCAAAGGGCGAGACUAUGCAUGUAUUCCCUGAAGGACAGAAUGUGGAGCUAAAUCAGAUGAGACAGGCCUUGGAAAAGAAACAACAGGAACUUGCUGAAAGCCUUGCUGAAAAAGAAAUUCUUACAGCAGAAAUAGAAGAACUGGACAAACAAAACCAAGAAGCUACACAGCAUGUGAUUGUGUUAAAAGAACACCUCACUAAACAGAAUGCAGAAGCUGCUAAGACUAUCAACCAACUAAAACUGGACAUAGAUUCAGAAAAAAGAAGAACAUCUAAGUUAGAAGCUGAGAAGCUGGAAAUGAACAAAGAGCUAGAAAGCCAAGGACAGAAAUUGCAGCUGUGUACAUUUACACUUAAUGAUUUGCAUAUGACUAGGCAACAACUGGAAAAUACAAUAAAAGAUUUAAAAGAACAGCUAAAAACAUCCCAGCAGUGUAGUUCAAAAUAUAAACAGGAAAUCGUAGAAUUUAAAAGAAAUAUAUUACAAAGGGAAGAGGAACUUUCUGCACUCCAAAAUGAGUUAACAAAAAUAAAAGAAGAAUAUGAUAGUUAUCAAGGUCAUUCAGCCAAAGAAAGUGAAGUAGAAAUUGCAAAGCUGAAUGAACAAAUUUCAGAAAGUAAAUUAAGAAGUACAGGCUUGGAGAAAUCUAUUUUAGAUCUUCAGAUAGAAAAGGAAAAUCUUCACGUAGCAUAUGAAGAACUUAAACAACAGUUGCAAGAAGCAAGUAGUGAAAAAAAUAAGAUUGUUUUUGAAAAAGAUACCAUGCUGGAGGCUUUAAGAAUUGAAAAAGGACGAUUAGAAAAUGAACUAAACCAAGCUGAAAGCCAGUUGUUGGACCAGGCUCAUAAAUAUGAGCAAACCAUUGAGGAGUUGUCAAAUGCACGGAACAUGAAUACCAGUGCAUUACAGCUGGAUCAUGAGCGCUUAGUUAAACUAAAUCAAGAGAGAGACUUUGAGAUUGCAGAACUCAAGAGGAACAUUGAACAAAUGGAAGCUGACCAUGAAGAAACUAAAGAAAUGUUAACGAGUAGCUUGGAAGGACAAAAACAGCUGGCAGAGCUUAUAAAAGAGAAAGAGGUUUUUGUUGAAAAGUUUAAGACAAGGGCCUCUGAGUUGGAGCAACAACAUGACAAUUAUAUUAAGGACUCCAAAAAUUUUGAACUGCUGAAACAAAACUUAGAAGAAAAAGAGAAAUACCUUUCAGCCAUGAAAGAAGAGAACAAUCAUUUGAAAGAAGAAAUUGAGCGACUAAAAGAACAGCAGAAUAGGUCACCCCCUUUGGCUGAGCCAAAAACCCUAGAUAUCAUCACUGAACUGGAAGCGGAAAUAACACAAUUAACUAUACUUAAAAAUAAUCUUGAAGAAGAAGAGAAACUCAAUAAAAAGGUGUUGGAGGAUCAAAAUCAGCAAAUGGCCCAACUUCAGCAGUCCCUGCAAGAGUAUAAAAAAGAGAUAGAGGACUCUAAAUUUCAGCUUCAGCAAAUGAACAUUGCACAUGAGCAGGUAUGCAGGGAUAAAGAUGAAGAAAUCAAAAGCCUACAACGAACAAUAGAGCAGUUGCACAGUCAGAAAAAAGUCAUUCAGCCAGACCAUACAGAUCUCUUUCAUGAAACCAAAGUCCAGACACUGAACGGUGAAAAUGGGAAUGAGAAACAUGAUUUAUCUAAAGCUGAAAUUGAAAGGCUGGUAAAAGGGAUCAAGGAGAGAGAAAUGGAGAUUAAACUGUUGAAUGAGAAGAAUGUCUCACUAAGUAGACAGAUUGAUCAAUUAACCAAAGAUGAAGUUGGCAAACUUACACAGAUUAUCCAAGAGAAAAACUUGGAGAUACAAGCUCUUCAUGCAAGGGUUUCCUCCCCGUCUUAUCGACAGGAUGUUCUUUUUCUUCAGCAGCAAUUGCAAGCUUAUGCAAUGGAAAGAGAGCAAGUCCUGGCAGUUCUUAGUGAGAAGACUAGGGAGAACAGUCAGUUAAAAACAGAUUAUCAUAAGAUGAUCGAUAUUGUAGCAGCUAAGGAAGCAGCACUGAAGAAACUGCAGGAAGAAAACCAAAAACUAGCUGGUGAAUAUAAAAGCAGCAGUGAAGAUAUGUCCCGAGAAACAAUCAAAAAUUUGUCUCGUAUCAUUAGAGAAAAAGAUAUUGAGAUUGACGCUUUAAGCCAAAAAUGUCAAACGUUAUUGACUGUCCUACAGACCUCCAACAUGGGUACAGGCAGUGAGUUAGGAGGAAUUAAUAGCAAUCAGUUUGAAGAACUUUUGCAGGAGCGUGACAAACUGAAACAGCAAGUGAAGAAAAUGGAAGAGUGGAAGAAACAAGUGAUGACCACAGUCCAGAAUAUGCAGCAUGAAUCUGCUUCUCUCCAAGAAGAACUUCAGAAGCUUCAGGCACAAAUUUCAGCUGACAGUGAGAACAGUUCUCAGUUGCAGAUUGAAUAUAAUGGCUUAAUCCAGUCCUAUGAACAGAAUGAGCAAAAACUGAAAACAUUUAGCCAAGAAUUAGCACAAGUUCAGCAUACCAUAGGAGAGCUUAACAAUACCAGGGAUAUUAUUCUGGGCAAGCUUGAUAUGGUAAAACCUCUGCCAUUGGUCUCUUCAACUGAAGAACAUCCGUUAGAUAUUCCUAGCAAUGUCACAUCUCAGACACUUGCCAAUGAAACCAAACCACUAAUUGAGGAACUGGAACGCAUGACAAGAAGAUUGCAGGAAAAAGAUGCAACCAUCCAUACUCUGCAGGAGAAUAAUCAGAGGCUGUCUGAUUCUGUGGCUGCUUCAUCAGAAGUAGAAAGGAAAUGUCAGGAGGAGUCUCAUUUGGAGAUAAAGCACUUGAAGGAGAAAUGUGAUCUCUUGCAGAAAUCGCUCAGAGAAAAAGAUUUGCUCAUAAAGUCCAAAAGUGAUCAAUUGCUUUCCUUUGGUGAAAAUCUUAGCAAUAAAGAGAAUGAAAAUGAGUUGUUGAAGCAAGGUGUCACUAACCUAAAGGAAAGAACUCUUAUUUUAGAAAUGGACAUUUGUAAGUUGAAAGAAGAAAAUGACAGAAUAGUUGCAAGGUGUCAAGAAAAAGAAACAGAAUUCAGAGCACUUCAAGAGACGAACAUGCAGUUUUCUAUGAUGCUGAAGGAGAAGGAAUUUGAAUCUCAUUCCAUGAAAGAGAAGGCUCUGACAUUUGAAAAAAUGUUGAAAGAAAGAGAGCAGGGAAAUGCAGGGGAGCUGAACCAGCUGUUGAAUGAGGCCAAGGCAAUGCAAGAAAAGGCUGUCACUUUUCAGCAUGAGAGAGAUCAAGUCAUGCUGGCACUCAAGCAGAAACAAAUGGAGACUAGUGCCCUGCAGAGUGAGGUGCAGCAUUUACGUGAUAAGGAACAACGUCUCAAUCAAGAAUUGGAGAGGCUGCGCAAUCAUCUUUUAGAAAGGGAAGAUACUUCCACACGUGAGGCUUUAGCAGCUGAGGAGCGGGAAUCUAAGCUGAAAAAGAAAGUUCAGAUUUUGGAGGAGAAGCUGCAGUCUUCAUCAACUGCAGUGGAAAAUGCCAGCCAUCAGGCUACUAUGCAGGUGGAAUCCUUGCAGGAACAGCUGGAUAUUGUAACUAAAGAGAGAGAUGAGACUGUGCUUCAACUAAAGAUGUCUCAAGACCAAGUGAAACAGUAUGCUAUGUCCCUUGCCAACCUGCAGAUGGUGCUAGAGCAGUUUCAGCGAGAAGAGAAGGCCAUGUAUUCAGCUGAGCUACAGAAACACCAAAAGCAGAUUGCAGAGUGGAAGGAAAAAGCAGCACAGCUAGAAGAUAAAGUGGUUUCAUUACAGGAAAGAUUAGAAGAAGCAAACGCAGCACUAGAUUCUGCAUCAAGACUAACAGAACAAUUGGAUCUCAAAGAAGAGCAAAUUGAGGAGCUUAAAAGACAAGGUGAAAUAAAACAAGAAAUGUUGGAUGAUGCACAAAACAAGCUUAUGAAUCUCAUAAACAGCACAGAAGGAAAAGUAGACAAGGUCUUGAUGAGAAAUCUUUUCAUUGGCCAUUUUCAUACCCCAAAGAACAAACGUCAUGAAGUACUGAGGCUCAUGGGAAGUAUCCUAGGAAUAAAAAAAGAUGAACUAGAGGAGUUACUGUCAGAAGAUCAGAAAAGUGUUGCUCGAUGGGUAACUGGGUGGUUUGGAGGAAGCGCUGUGUCAAAGAGUGUCCCCAACACACCUCUGAGACCAAACCAGCAGUCAGUCUUUAACAGUUCUUUUUCCGAACUAUUUGUGAAGUUCCUUGAAACAGAAUCUCGUCCAACUCUUCCCCCACCUAAACUGUCUGUUCAUGACAUGAAACCUUUAGAAGCAACAGGAAUUCGCAAACCCAGUACAAGUCCCUCCAGCAACAUGACAGAUCCAACAGGCUUGGGAACCAGUCGAAGACCAGAUGCAAAUCCAUUCCUUGCACCUCGAUCCGCAGCAGUACCACUCAUCACCCCGACUAAUCUUGGAACUGGUGGAUCCGGCCAUUUGCUUAUGAAACCUAUUUCUGAUGCCUUACCCACUUUUACACCAUUGCCAGUAGCACCUGAUGCUAGUGCUGGUGCAGUACUAAAAGACCUGUUAAAGCAAUAGACAGUUUGAAGUCCAGGCUGACAGUAGCACUUUAAGGAGGAAGAGAACAGUUCAUUCAUAUAAUAUGCCACAAAGAGGCCUUUUGUAAAAUUAUACUUGUUCUUAAGUUUUUCAUAUCUCUCUCUCUCUUCCUCCUCCCCUCUCCAAUUUCCCAAGUGCUUUUCUGAACAAAUUCAUUGGGGUUUUUAAAAAAGAAAGAUACUGCAGAUAUAACAGGAAAAAUAACCAUUAUUAUAUUAGUUUGCAGAAUGAAAUUUCAAAUGGAAAUUGCUGAUCCACAAGAUAACAAAAGUUAAAAGUUUACUAGAUCUACACAAAGUUUUCAAACGAUGUAACAGCCAGUUUAAUACAGAGAUGGUAGUUCAACCACAUGUGCAUUUUUUUUUCCUUUGGCAAAAUAUGUUUGAACUGCUGCCUAAAGCACAGAUAGGAUGGUUUGUUUGCUUAGGGGGGGUUGUAUGUAAAAAGGGUACAACUUUUGUAGAUGAGCCAUUGAGUACAUUAGGAAUCCAGCACAAUGGGGAUGGGCACUACACAGCUUGUGGGAUACAUCUGCUGCAGUGUCCCUUCAGCACUUCCAAACCACACCUGGUGGAGCCUGAAACAAUGAGGGGGUGAAAUGACACUCUGGUGUGUGUGCUGAGGGAGCCUGGGAAACCAUAUGUUUGCAACCUUUAUUAUAUGUCAGAUUCUAAUCCAGGCUGAGCACUUCAGUCCAAGGCGCUCCUCCUUCAUUUAACUGAUAAGCAACAACUUUGUUAUAUCCAAUGUAAUAAUGAUCUAGAUUGUUUUUAUGCUUUCAGAUAUUAUCCAUGUAUUGAGCCAUCAUGAUGUUGUAAAGGGAUAAAGAAAAUGGCAUGAGCAGACAAGAGUCUGUGAUCUGAUUAUGCUAAACCAGUGGUUCCCAACAUUGGGUCCCCAGAUGUUUUUGGACUAAGCUUUCACCACUAGCUGUGCUGAGGGUUGUCCAAUAACAUCUGGUGGGCUGAAGUCGGGAACCACUGUGCUAAAGAUAAUGAAGCACAAUAUUAUUGUCUCUGGGCAACUAAGAGAUAGUUUGCACCAGACAAAAAUAAUCUGCUUACAUGAGAAGGAUGUGCUAGGAAGGGCUGUUAUUUGAUGCACAUAGAUUAUUCCAGUGCUAUGCCAUCUCUAGUAUUUGAACCACUAGGUAGUUGGGGGGGAUUUGUGUGGAAGAAUAUUAAUGUCUCUCAAAUAUUAUUUGUGAGUCCUCACUUCAGAAUUUCAGUUGGAGUGUGUUAGCUCUAAAAGUUACUUGGGACAAUGAAUAUUCCAAAAUGCCAGCAUUAAUAAGUUCAAGGACAUUUUUCAGUAGUUUCAUCUCACAUUUAGUGAGUGACCACUAGUAGUAAACAUGUUAUCCCAUUUGUAUAUUUAUAAUAUAAAUAUGUUUAAAGUAUGUAGUACUGUAAUGGUUCAAGAUGUAUAUUUAAGAGAUAAUUGCUUAUAUAGUACAUUUGAUUGGAAAAUUGAAGUUGUAUGUAUAAAGCUUGAUAUGAAUCAUGCUUAAUUCCAAAUAUGUAAAUAGGUCUACAUAAGAAUAAGUAGAAUUCUGUAAAUUUUGCUGCAUAGAUGUGCAGUUUAUAUUGAAUGUGUCAAUGUAUUGACACAAGUACUGAAACGAGUUCUUGAUGCCUUGAAACAUAAUUUAAGACACAACAUCGCAAAAGGGAUACUGUAUUUUCUAUAGAACUAGUUUUAUGCCAUCAUUAACAUAAUAUUAAAUGUAAUAUUAGUUUGUAGCCAAAGAGGCUGUCCUUCAUUUUAUGGAACAGGGAGGUUGCAAUGUACUCUCCAUCCUAUGGUCUCUGUGCCCUCAAAUAUUUUCUGUUAGUGUACUCAAGGUAGCUGAUGGGGGGCAUAGAGGUUGCUGGAGAGAAAAGAAGGACAAAAAAUCAUGAUGCCCAAGUGGAAACUCACUCCCAUGACAUUAGAUUUUAUCCACCAUGUUAAGUUCCAUGUUAGAACUCAAAAGAUUUUUCUCCUGGGUCUCUUGGUUACUACACUGUAUUUUGAAUUGAAUUUGCAUGUAAAUGGAAAUGCAGUUGCCUAGAAGCUACCAAAUUAAUGAACACAAACAGCCUUCUUUUCUAUUACAUACUGAUUUUGUAAAAACUGAAAUCCCUAUAAAAUUCUUCUCCGGCAUGGUUUCAAGAAUUUCUGUUCAUAACAGAGUAUUACCUUUUGACUUCUACUGUUUUCAACAUGCUUAAUUGAGGAGGUUUUGAAGAUUAAAGUUUAUUAAAAAUAUGAGAAGUUAUGGUUUGAAAAUGUUUAUUCUCACUACAACUUCUUAAUGAACUAGUUUUUUUAAAAAAAAGAUUCCUAGUUUCUUGAGGUGCAGUGAGCACAUUUUUGUGCACAGUUUUAUGAGUGGUAUACGAGAGCGUAAUCUUAAAAAUUUCAGAAUGGUUUCCUAUUCAUUUCUCUUGUUUAUAGGCCACUUUUCUCCUGCUAAUGGGACUCGAAGCAGCUUCAUAUAACAUGUAUCACUUUUUUCCAUCCUUCAUGUGGAGCAAAAAUCACCAAACCUUGGGCAAGGGUUCAGACAGUUUCCAAGGGAAGCGCCAGGAGGCUGCAUCCCAAAAAUAUACACGAAUAUAGAAGUGUUUAAAAGAUAUAAAAUUUUAGGUCAAGAUACUGAAUUUCCUUCAUUGGAGAAAGCUUUCAGUCCUUGUGUCAUUUUUCAAUAAUCCAUUUUAUUUGUUGUAAUGGCUUC